Messenger RNA from Mastomys coucha (southern multimammate mouse), 3507 nucleotides. RefSeq names its product carcinoembryonic antigen-related cell adhesion molecule 5-like. The record is from RefSeq and is a predicted model, not a curated record. Gene Ontology annotation, biological process: T cell activation. Gene Ontology annotation, cellular component: external side of plasma membrane. Lineage: Eukaryota; Metazoa; Chordata; Mammalia; Rodentia; Muridae.
AUGGUCCACACAGGUAAAAGGAACAAAGAAAAUGAAUCGGGGGUUCAGUAUGCAUCUCUUUGGACAUGUGAGCACCCUUCUCCCUAUGCCAAGCUCACCAUUGAGUCAGUGCCACCCAGCAUUGCUGAAGGGGAAAGUGUUCUUCUACUGGUUCACAAUCUCCCAAAAAAUCUUCUAUCCCUUUUCUGGUACAAAGGAGUUUUUGCAGUGAAGAAAUUUGAGAUUGCCAAACAUAUAAAAGCCACAAAUACAAGUGUUCCAGGGCCUGCACACACUGGUCGAGAGACUGUAUACAGCAAUGGGUCCCUGCUGCUCCAGCAAGUUAUGCAGAAUGAUACAGGAUUCUAUACUCUACGGACUAUGAAUACAGAUCUGGAAGAUGAAGUAGCACACGUGCAACUAUACACAGACACCUCCAUUUCUACUUGUUAUCACCUUUAUCAAGUCAAGAUCGAAUCACAUCCUCGGAAUGUUGAUGUAGGGAAAAGUGUUCUUCUCAUAGUCCAUAAUUUGCCAGAAGACUUUCAAGCAUUUUUCUGGUACAAAUCAGCAUAUAAAAGAGAUACAAACAAAAUUGCAGAAUACAACAGAGCCAUGGAUACCACCAUUAUGGGGUCUGCAUACAGUUUAAGAGAGUUUAUAUAUACCAAUGGAUCUAUGCUGAUAAUUGAUGUCACUGAGAAUGAUGCAGGACUUUUCAUGCUAGAAAUUUUAAGAAAAGACUUCAAAAUUGAAAAAGCUUACAUUCAACUUCAUGUAAAUAGGGUGAUUGCAGAGAAGAAAUCUGAGCUCAUCCAAUACAUAAUAGCCACUAGUUCAAGAUUGCCAGGGCCUGCACACACUGGUCGAGAAACCGUGUACAGCAAUGGAUCCCUGCUGCUCCAGAAGGUCACACAGAAUGAUGCUGGGUUCUAUACUCUACGAACCAUAAGUACAGAUCUGAAAGAUGAAGUAGCAUAUGUGCAAGUCCAACUGGACACCUCCAUUUCUACUUGCUGUCACCCUAUGCAAGUCAAGAUCGAAUCACAUCCUCGGAAUGUUGCUGUAGGGAAAAGUGUUCUUCUUCUAGUUCAUAAUUUGCCAGAAGACUUUGAAGCAUUUUUCUGGUACAAAUCACCAUAUAGAAGAGAUACACACAAAAUUGCAGAAUACAACAGAGCCCUGGAUACCACCAUUAUGGGGUCUGCAUACAGUUUAAGAGAGUUUAUAUAUACCAAUGGAUCCAUGGUGAUGACUGAUAUCACUAAGGAUGAUGCAGGACUUUUCAUGCUAGAAAUUUUAAGAAAAGACUUCAAAAUUGAAAAAGCUUACAUUCAACUCCAUGUAAAUAGCUUUGUUUCAAACUCCAAGGACUCUUUCUCCACAGCACGGCCCAGUAUAGAAUCAGUGCCUCCCAGCAUUGCUCAAGGGGAAAGCGUUCUUCUACAGGUUCACAAUCUCCCAAAAAAUCUUCUAUCCCUUUUCUGGUACAAAGGGGUGAUUGCAGAGAAGAAAUCUGAGCUCAUCCAACACAUAAUAGCCACAAGUUCAAGCUUGCCAGGACCUGCACACACUGGUCGAGAAACCGUGUACAGCAAUGGAUCCCUGCUGCUCCAGAAGGUCACACAGAAUGAUACUGGGUUCUAUACUCUACGAACCAUAAGUACAGAUCUGAAAGAUGAAGUAGCACAUGUGCAAGUCCAGCUGGACACCUCUACUUGCUGUAACCGUCUCACCUCUGACCAGCUCAUAAUUGAACCAGUGCCUUGGAAUGUUGCUGUAGGGAAUAGUGUUCUUCUCCUUGUUUGUAAUAUGCCAGAAGACAUUCAUACACUUUUCUGGUACAAAUCAGUGUACAGGACAGAUACUUUUAAAAUUGCAGAACAUAAGAGAGUGAUGGAAUCCACUAUCUGGGGGCUUGCACACAGCGGAAGAGAGAUGGUGUACACUAAUGGAUCCCUGCUGAUUCAGAAUGUCACUGAGAAUGAUGCAGGAUUGUAUAUGUUAGAAAUUUCGCAUAAGGACUUCAAACUUGAGAGAGCACAUGUGCAAGUCCAUGUAAACACUUUUAUUAGUAAUUUUCAGAGUGCUCAGAGCAUUAGAAGAACUAGUAUAGAAUCAGUGCCACCCAGCAUUGCUGAAGGGGAAAGUGUUCUUCUACUGGUUCACAAUCUCCAAAAGAAUCCUCUAUCCUUUUUCUGGUACAAAGGGGUGACUGCAGACAAGAAAUCUGAGCUCAUUCAACACAUAAUAGCCACAAGUUCAAGCUUGCCAGGACCUGCACACACUGGUCGAGAAACUGUGUAUAGCAACGGAUCCCUGCUGCUCCAGAAGGUCACACAGAAUGAUACUGGGUUCUAUACUCUACGAACUAUGAGCACAGAUCUGAAAGAUGAAGUAGCACAUGUGCAACUCCAGUUGCACACACUGUUACACAGAACCACAGACAAUAAAUCCAGCUCUGAGCCUGAAUGUCAAUGGUCCUCUUUCCAUACUUCUCAACUCACUCUUGGAUCACUGUUGCUCAAUGAAACUAAAGAGGAAGACGGUCAGUAUGUACUCAAUGUACUAAAGAAUCUCAGUAUAGAAUCAGUGCCACCCAGCAUUGCUGAAGGGGAAAGUGUUCUUCUACUGGUUCAUACUCCAAAAAAUCCUUUAUCCUUUUUCUGGUACAAAGGGGUGAUUGCAGACAAGAAAUCUGAGCUCAUUCAACACAUAAUAGCCACAAGUUCAAGCUUGCCAGGACCUGCACACACUGGUCGAGAAACCGUGUAUAGCAACGGAUCCCUGCUGCUCCAGAAGGUCACACAGAAUGAUACUGGGUUCUAUACUCUACGAACUAUGAGUACAGAUCUGAAAGAUGAAGUAGCACAUGUGCAACUCCAGUUGCACACCUCUCCUUGUUGUAACCUCACCUCUAACAAACUCAAGAUGGAACCAGUGCCUUGGAAUGUUGCUGUAGGGAAAAGUGUUCUUCUCCUUGUUUGUAAUGUGCCAGAAGACAUUCAUAUACUUUUCUGGUACAAAUCAGUGUACAGGACAGAUAUUUUUAAAAUUGCAGAAUAUAGCAGAGCCAUGGAAUCCACUAUCUGGGGGCUUGCACACAGCGGAAGAGAGAUGGUGUACACUAAUGGCUCCCUGCUGAUCCAGAAUGUCACUGAGAAUGAUGCAGGAUUGUAUAUGUUAGAAAUUUUACGUAAGGACUUCAAACUUGAGAGAGGACAUGUGCAAGUCCAUGUAAAUAACCCUGUUUCAUGACCCUUCGUGCGAGUUACUGACACCACAGUCAGAGAACAGAGCUCAGUGGUCUUCACUUGCUUCUCAGCUGACCCUGGAAUCUCCAUUCGUUGGCUCUUCAAUAAGCAGAGUCUGCAGAUCACAGAGAGAAUGACACUUUCCCCAUCAAAGUGCCAUCUCAGCAUAGAUCCUGUCUGGAGGGAGGAUGCUGGAAAGUAUCAAUGUGAGGUCUCCAACCCAGUCAGCUCAAAGACCAGUCUCCCAGUCAGUCUGGUUGUGGUAGAAGAGUGA